GACGUUCUUCCCAAGCCCAAAGCUUAUUCCAUCGUGGUAGCUGCGCCGGGCAUACGCCGGACUCUCGGCAGCCAGGCCUACUCGCCGGCUGGUUCGGCGCCAUCACAAUGCUGGGUAGGCACAGCUUAGGGCGUGAACGAUGAAGAAGAAGGAUCUCGUCACAGUGCGUCGCUCUCCACCGAGAACAGGGCGACAAAGAUGCACGGCUACUACCUCGGCUACCUGCGCACCUCGGGCGGCCAGCUGAAGAUGUUCGAGGUGAUCGUGGGCCUGGUGCAGCUCUUCUACCUGAUGGCCGUCAACUACGACCGCAACCACGACUGGUACGUGCUGCGCAUGGACUUGCUCAUCAUGCUCAUGGGCACGUUCACCGCCGUCUUCGCCGCAUCGUUUCUGCUGCUCACCGUGCUGCUCGGCUCCACGGAGGUUCCCUUCUCGCUUCUCUACCGGCUGCUGUACCUGUCUCUGUGCGUGGUGAUGAUACCAGCGACAGCCGUGUUCAUCAAGGAGACGCGCAUCCACUCCUCGACGCGGGAGUUGAUCGUGUCGGCCACGGUGUCCGUAUGCUUCUGCGUCGGCCUGCUGGGCAACUUCUUGCUCGCCUACAAGCCGACCAUCUUCGAGACCAAGAUCACCCAGAAAGUCCCCAAGGAGAACAAACCGGAAAGCGGCCACUGAAUGAUAGACAGUGCUACUUUAUUGUAUUCAUCACCACUCACCCCCUAAAGUUUUUUUUUCUUGUUCUAAAUUUUCGUUGAGAAAAGACAUCAAGUACUGCAACUCCAGUCUGCGAAACGGACUCUGCCUUAUGCUGAUGCCGCGUGGACCGAUCGUGCAUUGUGUUGGUUCUACGUUUUAUUCAUCAUUUAUGUGUCAGUUUGCGACAGUUGGAACAAUA
Dermacentor silvarum is the source of this 898-nucleotide messenger RNA. RefSeq lists its product as uncharacterized. NCBI's taxonomy places the organism in Eukaryota, Metazoa, Arthropoda, Arachnida, Ixodida, Ixodidae. The transcript has 2 exons. The coding region runs from base 199 to 678 and encodes 159 amino acids. The record is from RefSeq and is a predicted model, not a curated record.